CCAAAACAUUGCUUAAAGUCACACUGAUGUCUUUAAUAAUUCCAUAACCAUGUGGCCUAAUUAUAACUUUCACUUCCAUUAGCAUGUUAGUAAACAAAAAAAAAACAAUAGAAUAAUAGAACGACGGCGUUUGGUAACUGCCACUGCUUUGCAAACACAUCUCUCUUCCUUUAUAUAUCUUCCUUUCUCUCCUUCCCUUUCCUCCCAAUAUCAGGUCAUGGCCGAUACUGAACAACCUCCGACGAAUUUAAACCGAAGCUCCACCGCUCUCGUUCGUAGGAAGAAGAGCUUAUCUGCUUCAUCCCCUUCCUCGUCUCGUGGAAACGCAGCUUCCGUAUCAACCGGAGACGGCGAGAGCCACGCGCGAUGGAGAUCGGAGAAGCAACAUCGGAACUACUCCGCCAAGCUGAUCCAGGCGCUGAAACAGGUCCGCCGCGGCAGCUCUUCCACCUUCUCCGCCGCGGCGACAUCACCUCCUCCAAUGGCGGCUCAGAAGCGGGGAAAAGCCGUCCGCGAAGCCGCCGAUCGCGCCCUCGCCGUCUCCGCCCGCGGAAGAACGCUCUGGAGCAGAGCGAUCCUGGCCAAUCGGAUCAAACUGAAGUUCCGGAAACACAAACGGCCGAGGCGGACGGUUAUACCGGCCGUGACCACGGUGGUCGCGGUGACGGGAGCUAGCAGCGGCGGAGGGAGGAAACGGAGAGUGUCGGUGGUGAGACUGAAUAAGAAGAGUCUACCGACGGUUAACCGGAAAAUAAGUGUUCUCGGCCGGUUAGUUCCGGGUUGCAAAAAAGAAUCUGUACCGGUGAUUCUAGAAGAAGCAACCGAUUACAUCCAAGCACUGGAGAUGCAAGUCAGAGCCAUGAAGUCUCUAGUGGAGCUUCUCUCCGGCUCUGCUCCUCCGCCUAUUUGAUGAGGAAGAACACUAAAGUAUGACAAAGCGACAAGAAGAAGGAAAUAAAGCAAAAUAAAUAAAAAGUGUAGAAAGUGACUUGAAAAGUAUGAAGCACAUGGUAGUGGCCCUUGUCCUCUUCCUUGCUUUUUUAGCUUCAUCUUAUUAUGUUGGGAAA
Raphanus sativus (radish) is the source of this 1067-nucleotide messenger RNA. Its product is annotated as transcription factor bHLH148. The record is from RefSeq and is a predicted model, not a curated record. Gene Ontology annotation, molecular function: protein dimerization activity. Bases 218 to 910 code for a protein of 230 amino acids. Gene Ontology annotation, biological process: regulation of DNA-templated transcription. NCBI's taxonomy places the organism in Eukaryota, Viridiplantae, Streptophyta, Magnoliopsida, Brassicales, Brassicaceae. The transcript has 2 exons.